AUGAGCCCGGCAUUUGGAGCUAUGGAAGUGGAGCACUAUUCCAAAGGCGUCCUGCUAGAGCCUUUUGUUCAUCAGGUUGGAGGCCACUCCUGUGUCCUCCGGUUUAAUGACAAGACCAUCUGUAAGCCCCUUAUCCAGCGAGAACACCUGUUCUAUGAGACCCUUCCUACAGAAAUGCGUAAAUUCACUCCUCAGUAUGAAGGUAUGUUACCAACCUUAGAAGGGGGUUGGGCUUUUUUAUUCCUUUUGUAAAUCCAAAUGUGCUGUUUUGUCUCUAAAGUCUCUUAUGCUGAAGAGAUUUUAGGGGGUUUCUUUUCAUGCAUUUUGAUAUUGUCUGAGCCAGGCUGUGGAGAUACAGGGUGGAGAUGCUUGCCAGUGGGUCUUUGGGCUGAAUAACAGCAUUAGAGUAGAACAACUCUGCUGAUGAUAGCCUAUAGAUCGGCCUUAGGCACAGGUAGGUAAGUAUAUUGAUAAUAGCUUGUAAAUGUUUUCAGUAAUAAUGUGCUGCUUCUUUCUGAUUUGUAUGUAUGUGUGCACUUUUUAAAACAAAACAAAAAAUAAACUGGAUAAGAUUUGCUUGUCUUACAGAAGUUUAUUGUGGCUCUUUGGAUUCUUUUCUACCUCUAACAAUUUGGUCAGCAUAGCAGGGAAGUUAAAAUUUACUGUUAAAACAUAUUCAGCUUGUUUUUGCCCUUAAGGAGAUGGGGAAAAAAUGCGGUCAUUAGGUAGGCAAAAGGUGAAAUACCGUUGAAGAGACUGUCUCAGAUGGUAUGUGGGAGUAGAUAUUCCAGUUCUUAGCAUUGCAUUAGUUGACCAAAACUUUUAACUUUGAAUGAGGUACUACUGGAAUUUAAUUAAAGAUACCCGAAUUUUUAAAAUCUGAUUACCUUUUUACAUUGUAUUAUAUUUAUUCACUGAAUAAAGCAACCACUAUUUCACCAAUUAAAAGACUAAGAGAUGUCUCUUAGUUGUAUUGCUAUAUGAUGUGCACGCUUACUGAAACAUUUGAAAACUUCUCAUUACAAGCUUUUGGAAUGAAUAGAUGAAAAUGUACUUUAUAAAUGUUUGAUAGAAUGUAAUAAAUUGUACUAGCAUAUGUGGUUUUUCUCUUUUGGAGAUGUGUGGGAGGGAUUCAGGGGUAAGGGGGGGCCUCAUUUGGUCCAUCUCUGUUGUUUUUUCCAGGAUAAAGUCAAAGGCCAUUUUCUAGCUGGCUUCCCCCCCUUUCCUGUAGCUCUUUCCUGUGUGGGCAGCAGGACUGUCAGUCAGAGCUUCCGCACUCCCUACCCUUGCUACUGUAGGUCCCAGAGCUGCCUGCCCUUCUCAGAAGUGCCAGUCUCUCGCCAAGAACUCUAGUGAUGAGCGGCAAGAAUGUACAGAUUGAUUGAUUUCAGGAUAAAGAGAGAGGACUGAGGAAAAAAAGCCCCAUUCAGCCAGUUGUUACAACUUCUGCCAUAGCAUUCCUAUAUGGCACUGUCAGAACUUUCCUCUAAGACUCUCAAAACAUAAGACAAUGCUCUAGAGACUCUGAGAUGAGGAAGCAAAAAUGCUUUCAAAGUUCACCAUGUUUUGAUGUAUCUCAGUCAAAUUUGUUUUGUACUUCAUUUUGUUAUUUCCUUUGCAAGACUGCUACAUAACUGAAAUCAAUAAAAUAUAUUCCCCCAAGGAAAAUAAAAAUUGUAAAGUUAAACGUGGUGAUUCUAAGUGGAACCCUUUGAAUUAGUUGUCUGUUGUAAUGUGUGAUGUUGUUCUUGUUUUGCUCUGCUCUUGCAAGCCUUUCCUUUUCCCUGGAAUCUAUUAACCCUCCUGAAAGCCUUUUGUUUGGAUAAGUGCUUUUAGCUUUGCUGUUAAGCAAAACUUAAAGCUUUUGGUGUUUCUGUGCAGGGCACAUUUCACUGCAAGAUGUAAAUAUACAAUGUUUUACAUCUCUUCUAGGGACAGAUAAGUCAGAUUUUUUAAAAAAGAAAAUAAUAAAAAAUUUCAAUAAUUGAAAACGUCUCCUGUUAUUAUUUGAUUCCUAUGUGAUUCUGCUCACGAGAAGAAUCUCCUGUAUCAUUAAUGUGUUGUCUUCAUGAUAAAUUGUCUUCUCUGUGAGGUGUCACUUUGUCUAGAUGUUUUGAUAUUUGUUAGGUUGACAGAUGAGUUUUGGCCUGUGGCAAGAUAAAAAACUAAGGACUGGGGUAAGAGAAAAACCAAAGUUGCUAUAUUCUUAGUGCAAAAUUAUGUUGUGUUGUAAGCUGUAUAUGCUUCUCAUUUCUUUAAUUUUAACUGUAUAUCUUAUUUUUCCUCUGAAGGUGUGGUAUCGGUAAGCUUUGAAGAGGAUGAAGACGGAAACCUGUGUCUAAUAGCAUAUCCAUUAAAUGGGGACCAUGAUAACUUGGAAAGCCUAGAUAAUUCUGAAUGUGAACCUAAAAAUAAAUUGUUACGGUGGACUAAUAAAAAGACUGUAUUGCUAGAAAAUGAAAAGUUAACAAAGGAGUGGGUUCGACAGCACCGAAAAGAAGAGAAAAUGAAAAGGUAACUAAAAAAAGAGUAAGCAAAGCAAAAGCUAAUAUCAUGAUUCUUCUGUGUACACUCAAAUCUCAUGAAUUGCAAAAAAUAAAAUAAAAAAAAUGCAGUGCAAUCCUAAGCAUUUUUACUUGGAAGCAGUUCCAAUUGUAUUUAAUGGGUUUCCUUAUAGAUGACUGUAUAAAACUACAGACUUAGUGUGGUAAAACUGGAUAGGGUUGUAUACUGUACAUUUUUGUGCCUAGAAAGUCAUUUUUCAAAUUUAAGUAAGGAGCUCUGAAAUUCUAGUUUUUCAGGCCUACAAUAUAUUUAAGUUGAUUGAUUUCAGGAUUAGAUUGAGGCAUUUUAAGUAGGAGAAGAAUAUCUGGAACAUGGUGUCAUUUGAAUCUUGAAAGUUAUAAACUGUAGCAACUGUUAAAUAAUGCUCUUCAAAUAUAUAUAUAAGAGGCCAUGUUAGGCUGAUGCUUCAAAAGCAAUCAAAAAUAUUGUGGCACCUUACAAACAAGGCACUUAUUUAUUUAGCUUUUGUGGACUAGAAUCAGUGCUCAUCGGAUGCCAGUACUCUUUUAAAAACAUGGGUGAAGGCUUGACUGAGAAACCAUGGGACAAAUUACUUGGUUAAUAUAAGAAAGAUAGUGGAUGCCACUUUUUAGUUUAAAAAUCAUUGUGAAAUAGGCUAGUUGUAAGCAAUGCACGAGUGAAGGCUAGCAGAGCACAAAUAUUUUCAAAUGAUUUUUGAAAGGCUAGGAUACUUCCACUUGACCACUAAUACUAAGGUUUGGUUCUUAUUUUUCAGCCAUAAGUUAGAGGAAGAAUUCGAAUUGCUGAAGAAAUCUGAAGUGCUGUAUUACAGUGUGGAGAAAAAAGGAAAUGUCAGUUCUCAGUUUAAACACCAUAAUCCUUGGAGUAUGAAAUGUCAUCAGCAGCAGUUAAAGCGAAUGAAGGAAAAUGCAAAACAUCGGAAUCAAUAUAGUAUCCUUUGUGCAAAUAAAUGAAUGACAACUGAACAAGAACCACAUUAUCGUAGGAACUGAAUAGUUAAAUAUCAAAUGUGACAAGUCACUGAAACGGGAACUUUUAGACCAAAUUUGUGUUUCUCAGCAUUGGCUGAUGGAAGUGACUACAAUGUACUAUUUUCUGCUGUUGGAAUUCAGGCUCUCACAUAGUUCUUAGGCUGAUGCUACAUAAAUCUGCAGACCAUUUACCUUUACAGUAGCCCGCAAUUGAUGUGUAAUCUCUGCAUUUGGUGGAGGAUAUUGAUGGUAGUGCUGUUGUCUGCAUUAUGUAAGGAACCAUGUUGGUCAUGCUUCAGUCCAAGCCAAUCUACCUCUAAGCCAGUACAGUUUGUUGAGGAGUGAUCUGUGCUGACAGUGGUAUGAGUACAGAUGUGCCUUUAAAUCAAGAUAUUCCUUAGUGCACAUCUAAUUUUUAUAAAUGGAACCUCAUGCUUUAAUUAGUGGAUAGACCCAGUGAAGUAAAGUUCUGCUGUUUCUUUAUGUUGGAACCACCAGCAUUCUUUCCUCAAAUGGCACCAGAGGGCUUAAUCUCUACCUCUCAUGAUCCUCAUGAUCACACAUUCAAAUGUAUCUUGGUUUGCUUUUUUAAUCGGCCCAAAGAAGUAUGUAUGUUUUUUUGUUCAGUUGUAUGGAGAAAAAUAAUGCUAUCUUAAGUGACAGAGCCAGGAGCUUAUUGUCUCUUCUUCUCUAUUUUUUAUUUCCAGUAGAAUAUCUGAUAGAGGGAGAUCAUGUUUAACACAUAUUCUUUGUAGAUAAAGAGCUCAUGUGCUACACGUAAACCCACUUCCCUAAAUCAUAUAAAUGCAGUCUACAGGGAUUGGCUUGUAGACACCUCGACAUUCUGUGAUUGCCAUUGGAGGCAAAUAGAUAAAGGGGUCUGUGUGCCGAAAAUAAUAAAUGUGCUGCUGGUUCUCUGAUGUAGCACAAAGAUGAUGUUUGGCUGUAUUUUGUCUUUAAGUAGCCUAUUUACUGUAUGCUUCUGGAAAUGAAUGUACAGGGGUACCUCAGGUUAAGAACUUAAUUCAUUCUGGAGGUCCGUUCUUAACCUGAAACUGUUCUUAACCUGAGGUACCACUUUAGCUAAUUGGACCUCCCGCUGCUGCCACACGUUUUAUGUUCUCAUCCUGAAGCAAACUUCUUAAUGCGAGGUACUAUUUCUGGGUUAGCGGCGUCUGUAACCUGAAGCGUCUGUAACCCGAGGUACCACUGUAUAAGAACUGCUAAUGGGUUUUUUUCAGGGGGACAUUAAACCCUUAGAACACUGAAAAAUGUUCAGUGAAAAUACGCAGGUUCUCUGCACAAACCUUGUAGAGAAAUUUUCUGAUGGAGUUGUCUGAAAUAUUGAUAACUUAUCAUCAAUAUCUGAUUGGGAUAGUUUAUAAUAUUUUUCUACAGUUGAGAAGAGCAGCUGAAUAGUUUAUCCAAGGGUUUAUCCAUGAGUUAUGUGUCAGAGCAAAAGCUUGCUGAAGCCAAAUUGAUUGUUUGACAGAUUCUGUCCUAAAUCUCCACCAUCUCAGAGAACAAUGCUUUUCUUUGGUUUGUGGAAAACAAGGCAUUUUAUGAUACAGACCUGCCUGACUGUUAAAAUCAGCAGGGGAGGCCUUGCUGGGGGAGCACUGCUAUUUGAGGCCCAAGAGGUAGUGGUAUUCUGGGGACCUUCUCUGUAGUUACCCCCCCCCCCAAUAUGCCCAGUUAUGGAACACCUUCCCCAUGGCAAAGGGGCCAGCACUCUACCUGGCACUAUCACCAGACUCUUUUCAUUGGUCAUCUGGGAGCAGAUGAGUAAUUUUAGAUUGGGUUGUACCCCCCCUUGCACUAUAGUAAUUUCUGUGUUCCAAGUAAGGUAUUUAAUAUAUUUUAUUGAAUGUUCGUAUCCUGCCCCUUGUAGUGAAAGGUGGAUAACAAUGAGUUUAAAAUGCCAGUCAUUAAUAGUGAAGUUAAGCUUUACAAGUUCUAAUAUAGGGGCAACAUUGAGAAUUUUAAUUAUUGGUUGGAACAUUUCUUUAUUUCGGCUUCAAGUAUAAGAGUAAUUUUGGUCACAGUUCUUCCGAGCUUUCCUUAACUAAACAGAAUUUAUCUUACUGGAAAACCUAACCUCGCGUUAUGAGGUGCCUUGUGUGUUAGAUCUCAAGAUGGGAACCCGGCAGCAUGGAGAUGAUGCAUCUGAAGAAAAGAAGGCAAAUCAAAUCCGGAAGUGUCAGCAGAGCACUUCAGCAGUUAUAGGAGUCCGAGUUUGUGGUAUGCAGGUGAGUUUCAGAAAGAGCAGGAAUGAAUAGUUUCUGCUUAUUAGACUGUGAGUGAAACCAAUUUCUAUUUGCGUUUUCUUCAAGUGGAAAAAUUCUGGCUUUCCUUAGGCAAGGAUUGCACUGUUCUGAAUUUUGUGAGCUACUGAUUACAGUUGUCAUCAAAUAGUAGAAUUAAGUGCAGUGGCGCUGUACAUUUCUCAUUAUAUAUUUCAGGCAAUUUAAGAAUGGUGUCCUCCUUAUUUUCUCUAAUUCAAAAAAAUUCAGUGGUGUUACUCAUUUUAGGCAAUUUUGUAACCUUCCCACUUCCUACUUUUCUAGCUGAGAAAUUUUACAUUUUAUUCACCAUCUUGCUGAAGAAAGCUCCAGAACGUGGCAGUAUCACUGUAAUCAGGCGGAUGGGCCACUUGAGAGCAAUGCUCUUCCUUAUCAAGAGCGGAGAAAGUGAGCCACUGUGCCUUUCUCUCACCAUGCAUGGAAUUUGCUAUUUAACCAUCAGGCUGUCCUUGAUUAAGAAAUCCAAUAUGGGAGAUGAUCACAGAGAGUUCGUUUCCACAUGCAUGUGCAUGGAGUGAAGCAUGCACUCAAAAAUCCUCUCUAGCAAUGCAUUCUCUUCCCUCCCAUACUAGCAGAUUGAUUGAUUUAUUUUAAAUGCAGAUUCUGUCCUGGAGUCCUGAAAGACUAAAUUUGAAUGCAGAUAAACUGCAAAUUAUUCACGAUACUAAUAGGCUGCACCCUUGCUUUUUUAAAAAAAUAGUUUUUAUUAAGGAUUUUUUUGUGGUAGUCUGCACUAAGUCUUUGUAGUGUGCACACUUCAGAAAAACAACCAAAGGAAGGCUCCUUUCACAAAUAACAUGAUUGUAACUGUAAGGCAAGCUGUUACUAUUUAUUUGGGUGUUUGUUUGUUUGUUUCACCUUUCAUUCUGGAAAGAUUUCUAAGACACCUUGCAAUUUAAAAGUAAAUAAAUAAAAUUACAUUGAAGCUGCUGCUUUUCCCUUUGGAUCAUUGUGGCUGUUCAUGUUGACUUUGAUCGCAACAUAUUGCUCAAAAGGACUUGACAGCUGGGUGAAAGUUGCCUAGCCGUGUGCACUUUAUUCCCUUCACUGCAGGCAUUUUCACUGUCCAGAGGUAGAGUAGGUGGUAACAGUUAGCUGUUCUGCUGCCUGGCUGUUUAGUUAUUCCCUGUAAGUGAAAGAUGCAAGUGAAUGGGGCAGUAUGGACAAUAAAAAUAGUUAGGGCUCCUUGCUUCUCUGCUGGCUCUAUGCAUCCUUUUAUGCAAGCUUGGUUUGAAUGGAAUGACUACUAUGAGAGAGGAACUUUUCAUCUUUCUGUACAACUAGAAGAGGUCACCUAUCCCACUUUUUCUUUCCUUUGUUACUUUUAGUUGUAAACAUCUCUGUGCUUUCCCUUUAACAGCAGCAUCUCCUUUGCAAAUGAUGCUUGGAAGGUAUAAACAUGGUAUUCAUAGUCCCUUUCCUUAUUUCAGGCUGCAGGAUAUUGCUCCAGUAGUUUCUUAGUUCAUUCUUUCUGCUUUUAGAGAUCCUAGUUUUAGUCACCAUGCUUAAUUUUUAUCCAUUUGAGGGCCAGCUUGUACCGUCAUUUCAGUUUAGUCUUCAAGGACUGACUCAUUAAUCUUUGCUACCAUUUUAGCAGAUACUAAUAUGAUUUGUUAUGGUGUGUUAAAAUAUAUUUUCAUUGUCUCAGUUAUAUGCUUCAAGCUAUUGAUUUCUUCUGCGAUGUAGACAUACACAAUAAUUUUAUUUAAAGGGCCAUUUACCCCUUCAUGAGAUUGCCACCAGUAGCUUUUCAAAAUGAAUUAACAAGCAUAGGCAUGAUACUGCUGUUAUUGGGCUGAGUUACCAAAUGCCAUUAUGCAUGUUGUAACUUGACUUUUGAAAUAGUGGCCAAGUAAAUUCCUAAUCCUACUUAAAUUCCAUGGUCUUAUUUCAUCAAUGGAAAAACAAUAAUAUACACCUUAAGAAUCUGCUUUGGAAUUAAAACGUGUUAUAUAUGAAUGAUUUGGCAGUUAGAAUAUUCCACCUCUGACUUCCUUCAGCUAUAUCAGAAGACUUUUGAAAAGUUUUCAUUCUCUUCUGAAGCAUAUAAUUUCUUGAGGGUUUUAAUUCAAAGUUACUGUUUCAUUCAGUGCUAACAAGUCCUUUUCUUGCCUUGUAUUUUCUACAGGUUUAUCAGCCAGGUUCUGGCCAGUUAAUGUUCAUGAAUAAAUACCAUGGAAGGAAGCUUUCGGUCCAAGGAUUUAAAGAAGCACUUUACCAGUUCUUUCAUAAUGGGAAAUACCUGCGAAGAGAACUCUUUGAACCUGUUCUAAAGAAACUGACUGAAUUAAAAUCAGUCUUGGAGAAACAGGAAUCUUACCGCUUUUACUCCAGUUCUUUGCUCAUCAUUUAUGAUGGAAAGGAAUUACAAGAGGUAGCCGUGGACUCUGAUCCAGAAGACCUUGAAGGCCUUUCAGAGGAGUCUUCAGAUGAAUCGGCAGGCGCAUAUGCCUAUAAGCCUACUGCUAGCUCAGUUGAUGUUCGAAUGAUAGACUUUGCCCAUACAACUUGCAGGUAUUACGGAGAAGAUAGCGUGGUGCAUGAGGGCCAAGACACGGGUUAUGUUUUUGGACUUCAAAACUUAAUAGUUAUUAUUAAAGAAAUAAGGGAUGAAAGCAGUGAAUAA
Molecule: messenger RNA, 8447 nt
Organism: Podarcis lilfordi (Lilford's wall lizard)
Lineage: Eukaryota; Metazoa; Chordata; Lepidosauria; Squamata; Lacertidae
Source: the annotation of a GenBank genome assembly